AUGCUGUGCCUUUUUGUUGGACCUUCGGGCAGCGGCAAAAGUACGAUAAUUAGAUUGUUGUUUAGAUUUUAUGAUGUUGAGACGGGGUCUAUAGUUAUUGAUGGACAAAAUAUAAAAACUGUGACACAAGAGUCCCUCCGAAGGGCAAUAGGUGUUGUCCCUCAGGACACCGUACUCUUUAAUAAUACCAUCAAAUAUAACAUCAAAUAUGGACGACUAUCAGCGACCGAUGCUGAUGUUAUUCAAGCAGCAAAGAGUGCAAACAUUCAUGAGAGGAUUUUAACUUUUCCAGAUGGUUAUGAGUCUGUGGUAAGUAUUUCAGGGUUUUGUAUCUAAAAAUAUAUUGUUUUAUUUGGU
Molecule: messenger RNA, 357 nt
Organism: Agrilus planipennis (emerald ash borer)
Lineage: Eukaryota; Metazoa; Arthropoda; Insecta; Coleoptera; Buprestidae
Product: ATP-binding cassette sub-family B member 6, mitochondrial-like
Exons: 3
Coding region: 1-336 (111 amino acids)
Biological process (GO): transmembrane transport; heme transport
Molecular function (GO): ABC-type heme transporter activity; ATP hydrolysis activity; ATP binding
Source: RefSeq, a predicted model, not a curated record